Nanorana parkeri is the source of this 2075-nucleotide messenger RNA. RefSeq names its product RAB11 family interacting protein 1 (gene RAB11FIP1). Gene Ontology annotation, molecular function: small GTPase binding. The transcript has 5 exons. Lineage: Eukaryota; Metazoa; Chordata; Amphibia; Anura; Dicroglossidae. Bases 40 to 1884 code for a protein of 614 amino acids. The record is from RefSeq and is a predicted model, not a curated record. Gene Ontology annotation, cellular component: intracellular membrane-bounded organelle. Gene Ontology annotation, biological process: regulated exocytosis.
CCCCUUGCCUCAUUAUACACAGUAACAGGUGCUGGUGUCAUGGCUCUCGCACAGCAGUCGCAGACUUGGUUCCCCACACACGUCCAGGUCACCGUGUUACAAGCCAAGGCCCUGAGGUCGAAGGGUAAGGCCGGGACCAAUGACGCCUACGCCAUCAUCCAGCUGGGGAAAGAAAAGUACUCGACAACCGUGGCCGAGAAGAGCUUGGCACCCAUCUGGAAAGAAGAAGCCACGUUCGAGGUGCCCCUGCUGCACAAUGACAACCAGGAGCGCUGCACCGUGCGGGUCAUCGUCAUGCACCGGGCCCUGGUGGGGAUGGACAAGUUCCUGGGUCAGCUAGACCUCAACCUGUGGGAUCUACACCAGGCCAGGAACCGGAGAAAAGUGCAGUGGUAUCCCCUAACAUCUAAGCCUGGGAAGAAAGAGAAGGAGCGUGGUCAGAUAGAAGUGGAGGUCCAGUUCAUGAGGAAUAACAUGACCGCUAGUAUGUUUGACCUCUCCAUGAAGGACAAAUCCCGCUCAACCUUUGGCAAGCUCAAAGACAAGCUAAAAGGAAAACGGCCGGAUGGUUUACCGGACACAGCGUCUGCCAUUGUUCCGAGCAUGAAUCAGUACAGCGAUGAAAGCGAUUCAGAAAUGCCCGAGGCAGAAAAGAAGAAAUCUAAGCUAAAAACAUUGUUUUCUAAGCCAGGACUGAAGAAGAACUCGCUUUCUCAGUCCAUGUCUGUCCUUCCGACUCUUCCUCCAUCCCCCUCUCAGAGAACUGUACUGAAGCCUGGCGACUUCUCAUCUGACUUCAAGCAAACUUCAGGAUCUCCAGUGUCAGAGAGACGAUUUCCUCACAUUCCAAUAAUUGCUCACAAAAGAACAGCCAGCGCAGACACCAAGCAGUGGAAUCAGAUCGCAUCAGGAAACAAGAAGGAAGGACUGUCUCUUUUCAGUGGCUUGAAGCCCAAGAAUGACCCAACCAAUCGAUCCAACUUGUGCAUCAAUGGCAAUCACGUGUACAUGGAGGAGUCUGAAACAAGAAGUGACAGUUCCAAGGAAGGUUCUGUUACCAACUCCCCACAGAUCUCCCGUAAAAGUCUACUUUAUGCCUCGGCUGAGAACUUGUCCUUCAAGCCAUCCAAGGAAACUGUAAAUGCGUCAAGCAGUAAUGAAGGGGGGUUGACGUUUUCCAUUUCUAAUUCUUCCCUCAAGUCUAUUGAACAGCCUGCAACACAAACCCCUCAGGUUGAAGAGCCACGAUCAAAAAGUCCUCCAUUAUCCUCCAAUGUCUCAAAAGACACCAAGGAGAAUAAGAAACCGGAAAGCAAGAAAUCUUCCUUAUUGUCAUUGGUUACUGGGAGAAAGGAAACGCCCAAACCAGUGGAAGUUGAACCGCUUCCUGAUGUCUCUUCGAAGAAAGAAGAACCCAAAGCAACUAGUGGCCAGCGUCCUACAGAAGCAACCAGCAAAAAGUCCUCAGUGAACCCCUUUGAGGAAGAAAUGGUAGAGGAGAAGAAACCGGCGCCUAUGCCUACUGAAAGAAAUGCAAAAACCUCAGCCGUCAAACCCAGAACUAACCCAGUGAAGCCAAUGAAUGCAACACAAAGCAAGCCUCUGUCCAACUUUCCACAACCAAUCAAGAGUAAUGAGAAUACACUGAACAAUAUUAACACCAAGAAAUAUGAUUCUUCCAACCCUGCCACUGCGUAUGCCGAGCUGACCCACGAUGAGCUCAUCCAGCUGGUGCUGAAGCAGAAAGACAUCAUCAAUAAGAAGGAAUCUCAGGUCCAGGAGCUGGAGGACUACAUAGACAAUCUACUAGUGAGGGUCAUGGAGGAAACUCCCAACAUUCUGCGCUCUGGAACACCGUUCAGUAAGAAGGCCGGAAAGGUUUAAACCCAACAUAGACUGGCUAAACUCUUCUUCUCUUGAUGUCAGAACAGUGCUGGACAGAAAAUGUAAUCAUAAACCAAAUCUGGGUAUAGGGCAUAGUACAACACUGUAGUAAGAUGGAAGACUGAUGUUUUGUCAUCAACCUGUAUGUUACGCCCUGAGGAAUGUUAAUCAAUCUUUAUGGGUGCUAGAAA